ACCAAGGCCAGCAGUGUCUAGCAAGAUUCCAAUGCUUGGUGGGAAUUAGCAGUGAUUAUCUGUCAUUUUUCAAAUAUGUCCCAGUGUCCAAAAGGAGGAGCUGUGAUCCAGCAUAAGAUAGCGGAUGGCAGACAUCACUACAAGAUUCGAGAGGUCCUACAGUGCAAGGGCACAAGUUCCCCUUUCAGGAGAGGUGAUCACUUGCUGCAGGUGAAUGAAAAGGAUGCAUCAGAGUUGCCACCUGAGACCCUGGUUGAGCUACUGAGAGAGACAUCCACACUGAUGACUCUUCACCGUCCCAAUAACAAGGCAGAGUCAGCUGAGCCUGGGGAUGCUGCCGGUGUGGUGUACUGGCCAUAUGACAGGCAGAAAGCAGAGCUUCAGUUCAGCCUGGACAUGGUGCCACUGGAGAACUUGGCUGCAGCCCACAGCAAUGAUACAAUGCUACCUUCUGAUGUCAGUGGGAGUGACACGAUCUACUCACAUGCAGAAAUACCCUUCAAACCUCCAAACAUCCCACUGCCUCGCAAUGCCAGAGAGGAAAAUGGAGGGUUGGUGUGUGAUAAGGAUGAGGCACGAGCUUUGUUGGUGGCACUCAAUCAUGUCACAGUUUCCAUCGUGCGAGCACGGGGUCCUCAUGGAUCCUCAGAAUCAGUGUGCAUGGUCUGCAAGAAGAAGGAAUGUGAAAUACAUACUGUCAGCAUCAGCUCUGAGGUCAAAUCAGAAGUCUAUCAUCUAGAAGAAGAAUUAUCUUCCAAUGAAUGUUGUGGGAUGAUACUGAAAGUAAUGAACAGUGAUUGUCCAUUUCUAAUUCAUAAUGAGCGAGAUCAGUAUCUUCGACCUGGCAGCAACCGCAAAAGAAUAGUUCUUAGUCGGCAGAAUUCUGAGUCUGCUCAGGUGACUAUCUUUUAUUACAAAUCCAAUAAGAUCCCAACAAUAUAUUGUGGAAUGCCAGUUGUGCUGAAAUUCUCCAAGACCAACUGUUUCCUGAUGUGUCAGAGGGAGGGGUCCAAUGUAGUGCUCAGAAUACAGGAAUGUACCUCCGAGUCACUGAAGUGGAUUCCAGAGGGAAGCCCACAAUGGUGUUUCAUCUUCUACAUGAAGGAACAGCAAGAUGGCACUCUCAGCUUUGAGUCAGCACAAUUCCCAGGCUGGUUCAUCAAUAACCAGUGGACCCAAAAGAGGGCUGAAAUGAAACAAACCAUGAAAGAAAAGUUAAAUACAGAUUUUAUCUUUGUUUUGUUAAAAGUAUGAGAGUUAGCACUGGUGGAUAUAGGAAAUAAAAUAACAUGACUUGUUCUAAAAAUGUACCUUUGUGGGCUUAUGACGAUGGCAUCGAAUGUUCUGCCCAGCCUUCCCUACCACAUAAAUCCAACUGGUGCUCUAUGAGCAGAGCAGCUCCAUAUGUCUGUUCAGGGAAUUUCCAGCUGUCUUCAAAAGCUCACCAGCUGCCAAAGACAUAAGAAUCGCUUCUCAAUGUCAACUAUAUUUAAAUGCCUAAUAAAUAAUAUUUAUUAAACACAUUUAAAAUAUUCAUCUAAUUCCAGCAUUAUUUUAGUGUUUUUGAUUGAUUGCCAGUAUAUUAAAGUAAACAUAACAAUGACAGAUUAUCUCAGAUUCCAUUUUUACAGAUGUCCAUAAGUUGCUUUUCCCUAUAGGUCAGAAAAUAUACAAAAAUCACUCGAUAUACCAGACCUCAACAGUACAGUAAUGAUUGGCAUCAAAACGCAUGGGAUUGAUAAAAUUGAACAAAUACUAAAAGUGGAGAGAGGGGAGAAAUUAGUUCAUAGGAAUGAACAUCUGUGUGCUGUGAUACAUGGGUUAUGACUGAAGGAAAGAUGGCUGGAAUAGCUUAGCACUUUUGUGCAAGGGUGUUUAUUCAUUGCAUCAAAAAUCAAACUUGCAAAAAUUAGCGAAAAUAGUGAAAAGAAAACUGCCAAUAUUUGCAAAAAAAGAUAGCUACCAUAAAAAACAAUAAUAACUGUGCACUAAUUCUUGUCCAGUGUAAACUCCUGGCAGCUCGAUUUCUCUCUCCCCUACUGAGAGUGAACCACCCCAUUUUUCUGCCAUCUUUACUUACCCACAAAGUUAACGUAAGACUACGCAUGAAUCAGAAUAUGAUGCAGCCCACAAUGAAGUUAGUCAUAUUACGAAGUAGACAGACGUAUCUACCUUAAAUACAGUAUACAAACAACAUAGACACAUUUACACAUCCCUAUUACUAAAGAAAUGGAAAUUGCACUGUGUGUAGUGGAGAAGGCACCACAAAUCCACCCCGUGUACAUCUGCUUGGUUUAGACCCAUAUAACAAUCCGAUGCCACAGGGGGAAGACAUUGAAGUGCACACACUAAGCAUAAUGACAGCAGUGUGACAAGGCAAUAUUUCUGUGUGUGUGUGUGUGUGUGUGUGUGUGUGUGUGCAUAUGCAUGGAAUGCAUUUACCGAAAGCUCUGCAUCACAAUCCGACUUUUAUACCUUGUUUGUACGUACAGUGUUCAUAACUUGGCAUUUGAUUUGUACCCUAAAGACAGCCUGUACUUUUGUACUUUUACCCAUGUUCUGUCCACAGUAGAAUUCCCAGUUGAAUGACAUUUCAAUUCCCCUUCCCAUUCUCACACUGACCUGGCUUUCUGCAGCCUUCUCUGUGAGGGUGAGGCAACACAAACUGGAGGAACAACGCCUUAUAUUCUGCCGGGUAGUCUACAACCUGAUACAAAUAUUGUGAUUUACAAGUUUAGAUGACACUCUACUUUAGUGGAGUUAUUACUCCAACCCCCUCCUCUUCUGCUCUUUUCUCUGUCUGAUUCUUCCAUUUUUGACCCCUUUCCCAUCCCACCUCAUCCCUCAGGUUCAUCCCCCUCCUGGUUGAUCCACCCUUCACCUGCUCAAUUCCCUCACAGGACCUGUCGCCUGCACAACUCCAUUUGAUCAUAAGACCAUAAGGUAUAGGAGAACAAUUAGGCCAUUUGGCCCAUUGAGUCCAUUUUGCAUGGCUGAUCCAUUUUCCCUCUCAGUCCUAAUCUCCUGUCUUCUCCCCAUAUCCUUUUAUGCCUUGACCAAUCAAGAAUCUAUCAAACUCUGCCUUAAUGACCAAUGACCUGGGCUCCACAGCCACCUGUAGCAACAAAUUCCACAUAUUGACCAUCCUCUGGCUACAGAAGUUAUUCCUCUUCUCUGUUCUAAAAGGACACCUGUCUGUUCUGAGGCUUGGACUUCUGGUCUUAGAUUCCCCCACCACAGGAAACAUCCUCUCCACAUCCAUUCUAUUGAGGCCUUUCACCAUUCGAUAGGUUUCAAUGAGAU
Molecule: messenger RNA, 3303 nt
Organism: Mobula hypostoma (lesser devil ray)
Lineage: Eukaryota; Metazoa; Chordata; Chondrichthyes; Myliobatiformes; Myliobatidae
Exons: 6
Coding region: 76-1254 (392 amino acids)
Biological process (GO): positive regulation of gene expression; cellular response to lipopolysaccharide; inflammatory response
Molecular function (GO): cytokine activity
Source: RefSeq, a predicted model, not a curated record